Messenger RNA from Blastomyces gilchristii SLH14081, 459 nucleotides. RefSeq lists its product as uncharacterized. NCBI's taxonomy places the organism in Eukaryota, Fungi, Ascomycota, Eurotiomycetes, Onygenales, Ajellomycetaceae. The transcript has 2 exons. The coding region runs from base 1 to 459 and encodes 152 amino acids. The record is from RefSeq and is a predicted model, not a curated record.
AUGAGCCCCUCAGAAGUGCUUAUUAUAUAUUGGGCAUUCUUUCCUCCAGGCAGCUUCUACAGCGUAUCAUCGAACCUAACAUCACAAGUUUUACCAGUCUCCUACAUUGUCACUUCACCAAAUCCGGUGCCGAGACUCCCGCGGCCGGCGGCGAUUGAUAAAGCCAAGAAAGCUCGCGAUACCCUGGGUUCCAUCUACUCGUUUUAUGCAGCCAACCGCGAUUCGCUUGAAAGAGUUCCAUCCUUCAUGAGCGACUCCAGCAGGGACCUCCCAAUCAUCUUCCAAACCGACCCAGUUCCAACAGCAGAAGAGACAGAACAGUUGAAGAAGAACCUCUCUGAUCUCAUCAAAACACAAGAGAUUUUCAACCAAAUCCCAGAUCAGCAACGGCAGUUGAUGGUCGAGGCAGCCAAUGCCAGCACAAUCAAGCGCGCCGAAAACCGUGCCGCGAAAAAUUAA